AUGACUUCUCUAACAGUCACAAAAUUAACUGUAAAUAGUUCCUCGAUCAAUAAAACAGCAAGCACUUCUCCAAAUUCUAAGGGUAUACGUGCACAUCUUUUAGGAACCUCGAUCACAACCGAGGAGGUGAAGGGUGGUCAGCCAGACAACGCCACUGUUGCUGCUAUUCGUAACAAAGUUCGCCAGGUAAUAAGCUAA
Molecule: messenger RNA, 198 nt
Organism: Protopolystoma xenopodis
Lineage: Eukaryota; Metazoa; Platyhelminthes; Monogenea; Polystomatidea; Polystomatidae
Source: the annotation of a GenBank genome assembly